CGAAUCCAAUGCCCUUAACCAGGAGGCCACAGCACUCUACAAUGAAUUCAAUUUAUGAAUGCAAAAGACUAUAGUCAGUUACUUUAGAGAUAUUUUUGGCAUAGGUUUCUGUAAAUGCAAAACAAAGAAUCUAAGAGUGUCGUUGCAAUCCCGAGAUGUACAGAGACCAGAAUUUGCCUACCAGGUCAUGAGAAGUUGAAAUAACACUGGCUCUGGAAAAUUAAGAAGUUGGUGUAGUGUGAAAAUGAGACAUUAAAAUCAGAAGUAGGUUUCUUUUUUUAAUAACAUUAAAAUUGUUCAAAUACGGAGGGCAUGAUAUGAACUUUCAGAUGCCUAGAAGAAUAUGUAGCAGGUUUGUGGAAUUUUUUUAAUACAUUUCCUAUUAUUUGAAUUAUCAAUUGUAUAUUUUCAUUAUUUUUUUAUUUUAAUUUUUGAGAAAAAAAAACCAAGCGUGGUUGGGGUGCAACCACAAUAAAACAACCACUCUUAACCUCGUUCCCAGGGUCUAACCUUAAAACAAUAGUAAAGACAGAGCAGCUAGACGGGGCUAGUGGGAGCGUACUGCUCCAUGUCAUGGGGACGAGGUCAGACUUGCCAAACUCCUUCAACUGACGUCACUGGAAAGCUUGGCGAAUGGUGAUAUUCUUAGUGACGCAUGUUUCAUGCCAUUGUUGUCAGUAGUGCAGGUAGUUCGUCUGUAUUAUAUUUCACAGUUUAAAUAUUUGUUUAAGAAAUUGCUAGUGUUUAGUUUAUCUGCUAGUUUGUUAUCAUUGGCUAAUCUUUUAUUUGUUCACAAUGCCAGCAAGCCUUUCAUUGUGAACGUGCACGUAGGACGAGUUUUAUAGAACACUUCAAUCUAUCGUUCCGACCCUCUUAAUUUCUCAAAUUGGUUCAACAUGGCGGUAACGUGGGAACAUCGGUGUGUGUUGUGGGGCUUUGCGUCUGCUGGUUUCACUGCGUUUGUUAUCAAUGCGUAUUUCAUCAACGACGCCACUUGGUUAUGCCGUGUUGCAACAGGUUUCUUAGCGAUUCUGGGCACCUUGUCCUCGGUCACAGCUUUUCACAUCUCAACCCUCCGAUGCUCCGAAAGUCACAGCCUCAAGACACUGUUGCAGCAGUACAUCCUCUUCCAAGUUGCAACCCUUACCACGCCAUUCAGUUUGUAUAAGCUUAAAAAGCUAUGGAAAGAGCCACGCAAGGCGCAGGAGAAGUUUCUCCUAAAGCUGAUCUCCCGCGACGCAGAUACAGAGUACGGCAGACGAUACUUGACAGGCAUCCAAUCACUGCAGGAUUUCCGAGACAAACAUCCACUCACCAAGUAUGAUCACUACCAGGAUUACUUCCAGAGGCUGGCAGACGGGGAGAAGAACGUAUGUGUGGCAGCCAAAGUGGACAGGUUUGGAAUUUCCUCCGGCACCACGGGAAAGGGCAAGCUGAUACCAAUGGUAUAUGAUGACAGUGGGUUGGGACUCGUGGUCGCUUUACAGGCAGUAGGGUCGAGCCCCAUACAGAAAAUUGUCGGGUUGUACUGCAAACCGGCACAGAAGCUUACCAAGUCAGGACUGCCUAUUACACCAGCGGUAUUCGUGCCCGAGAAUAGUUCCAGUGCAGAAUUCAUGCUAAGCAUGCUCCAGAAUUCACCCUUUAGUGCUUUCCAGAUUUCUACGGAUUUCGAAGCCACCUACGUCCACCUUCUCUUCGCACUGAACGACAAAAACAUCUGCAUGUUCUAUGCUCCAUUCGCGUCACAGGUGUACAGGGCGUUCUCCAUGCUGGAAGAUGAGCAAGACAUGUUCUUGGAGGAUCUUUUUACAGGCAGGAUCAAUCCUAGACUGAACAUUGAUGCGGAGAUACGACGUUCGCUGGAUGCUGCAUUGAAGGCCAACCCAGCCAGGGCUGAUGAGUUGAGAGCAGAGUUUGCUCGAGGUUUUGUUGGUAUCCUUGGGCGAAUCUGGCCGCAUCUGAAUUGCUUUGUGACCGUAGAUAUCUCUGGCUAUGAGCAGAAACUCAAAGCCAAAUACACCAAAGGCACCCGUCUUUACACAUUCGCUUACGGCUGCACAGAAGGUUUACUUUGCUUCAACUUGUGGAUGGACGGUAGACCGCCGCAAUAUGUGCUGAGCCCUAGUACAACCUUGACGGAGUUUAUUCCUGAAGAUCUCAGUGAGGAGGCAAAUCCAAAGACUUUAUUUCUGGAUGAGAUCGAGGUUGGAAAACGCUACGAGAUAGUCAUAACGACCGUAAGUGGGUUUUACCGCUACCGCAUGGGCGACGUGGUGGAGGUUGUAGGUUUCCAUGACAACUGCCCGGUGAUUCAAGUGAAAUACAGAACUGGCGAGCUGUUGAAUUUACGGAGCGAGAAGAUUGACAAGCUUGUAGUGAACAACGCCAUACAGGAGAGCUUGACCAGCUGGCAAGGGGCGACGCUGGUGGACUGGACAUGCGCAGAGAGUCCAUUGAUGUACGAGGACGCGGAGCAUGUUGAUUUUGACAUGUUGUACCUACUGUUCAUCGAGUUGGAAUCAGUGGACGGCUUCCGUUUAUCAGAGGAGCAGAAGUCAUUGUUCGACCAGUCACUUCGCAAGCAGCACGAGUUCUACGACCACUACCGCCAAGUUGGCACCAUCUGCGAGGCUCGCGUGAUGAUCGUUCGCCCAGGAUCCUUCAAGAAAUUGCAAGACUUCAUAAUAGCGACUUCCACGGCCAGUUAUAACCAGUUCAAGAUGCCCAAAAAGCUGCGCACAAAGGCGACUCUUGAUCUCAUGAUGAAGUGUGUAGUAGAUGUUUAAUAUAUGCCAUAAAAACCUGUAGGCUUUAUUGAACAACCCUUACUGUGUGUCAGAUGUCACACGCACAUUUUGCCAAUGUUUUUUUUUACAGUACAUAGAAAAGUGCUCAUUCGCAAACAAAAGUGUGAAUUAUUAUAGUGUGUCCUGGAUAUUUAAUAAUAUCUGUCAUAAAAACCUGUAGGCUUUAUGGAGGAA
Molecule: messenger RNA, 2984 nt
Organism: Patiria miniata (bat star)
Lineage: Eukaryota; Metazoa; Echinodermata; Asteroidea; Valvatida; Asterinidae
Product: GH3 domain-containing protein-like
Exons: 7
Coding region: 897-2789 (630 amino acids)
Cellular component (GO): cytoplasm
Molecular function (GO): acid-amino acid ligase activity
Source: RefSeq, a predicted model, not a curated record